UUGUCAAGGUUUUGGUUGUGGAGUAUCCGAAAGGGGAGCAAGGGCGGCUACGGUUGUACAAUGCCGAAUAAAACGAAAAAGGACAAGGAGUCCCCUAAGUCAGGCAAAGUGGGCAAGAGUGGAGGACAGGAGAAUUCAGAGCAUGAGCAGAGCUCGAACAGGAAGGCCAGCAACAGUGCUCCUCCCACCACUCAGCUGCUGAAGGGGAAGCAGCCAGGUUCGCAGACACCUGUCAAAAAGGACAAGAGGCAGAGCUCCUCUCGUUUCAGCUUGAGCAACAACAGGGAGCUGCAGAAGCUGCCUGCUUUUAAAGAUGUUCCCCCCGCAGAGCAGGAGAAGCUGUUCAUCCAGAAGUUGCGGCAGUGCUGCGUCCUCUUCGAUUUUGUCUCGGACCCACUGAGUGACCUGAAAUGGAAGGAGGUGAAACGGGCGGCGCUAAGCGAGAUGGUGGAGUACAUCACCCACAACAGGAACGUAAUCACCGAACCCAUCUACCCAGAGGUGGUUCAUGUGUUUUCUGUGAAUAUGUUCAGGACACUGCCGCCAUCAUCUAACCCCACGGGUGCUGAGUUUGACCCAGAAGAAGAUGAGCCCACGCUAGAGGCUGCAUGGCCACAUCUACAGCUCGUCUAUGAAUUCUUCCUACGGUUCUUAGAGUCACCUGACUUUCAACCAAACAUAGCCAAAAAGUAUAUUGACCAGAAGUUUGUAAUGCAGCUGUUAGACCUGUUCGACAGUGAAGACCCCAGGGAAAGAGAUUUUUUAAAGACCACUCUUCAUCGCAUCUAUGGCAAGUUCCUGGGCCUGCGAGCGUACAUUAGGAAACAGAUUAAUAACAUAUUUUAUAGGUUCAUUUAUGAGACUGAACAUCAUAAUGGAAUAGCAGAAUUACUGGAAAUAUUAGGCAGCAUAAUCAAUGGGUUUGCGUUACCAUUGAAAGAAGAGCACAAGAUAUUCCUGCUGAAAGUUCUGCUGCCUUUACACAAAGUCAAGUCUCUUAGUGUUUACCACCCACAGCUGGCCUACUGUGUGGUACAGUUCUUAGAGAAGGAUAGCACCCUCACAGAGCCGACGGUAAUGGCUUUGUUAAAGUAUUGGCCAAAGACCCACAGUCCGAAAGAGGUGAUGUUCCUCAACGAGCUGGAGGAGAUCCUGGACGUCAUCGAGCCCUCGGAGUUCGUCAAAGUCAUGGAGCCCCUCUUCAGACAGCUGGCCAAGUGUGUGUCCAGCCCGCACUUUCAGGUGGCAGAACGAGCUCUGUACUACUGGAACAAUGAGUACAUCAUGAGCCUGAUCAGUGACAACGCCGCCAAGAUCCUGCCCAUCAUGUUCCCAUCCCUCUACCGCAACUCCAAGACUCACUGGAACAAAACGAUCCACGGGUUGAUCUACAACGCUCUGAAACUCUUCAUGGAGAUGAACCAGAAGCUGUUUGAUGACUGCACCCAACAGUUCAGGGCAGAGAAAAGCAAAGAGAAAGCCAAGUGGAAAGAGAGAGAAGAAGCCUGGCUGAAGAUCGAGAAUCUCGCGAAGUCAAACCCACAGUUUCUGAUAUACAUCGACUCCAUAGACUCAGGCUCUCCGAUGGACAUGGAGACAGACGGGCCGCUGCUAGACGACGUCAGCAUGCUAAAGAAAACAGUAGAGGAGGAAGCCACACAGAUCCAAAAAGAUCAGCGUCGAGAGCGUCCACUGAUGAGGAGGAAAUCAGAACUCCCCAAGGACAUCUGCACUGUCACAGCUCUGGAGUUGCACCGGAGAGCCGAGGAAAUGUUGACGACGCACGACGGCCACUAAGAGACCACCCCAGAUCCACCAUGAAACCAGCAGCAGCAGCAUCCACAGAGGAACCACAGGCCCACGGCGGCCAGCACAACAACAGAGCUCUGGUAUCUCUCAGCCCAGCACAACACAGAACUGAACAGCUCCACCUGACACAGAAAAUGUCUAAAGCCGCACGUUGAAGCCCGGUCCGGCUUUUUUUGGGACACACCCACACCUCUCUCUUUUAUCCACCUGGUUAAUGUCCAGCAGAAACGUCAGUGGUGCUGGACGGUCCUGCAUGACCACGACGUGCACCGAGGCCCCGAGCUUCACCCAAGAUACUGUAGUGUUGUUAUCUCUUCUCUCCUCCGUUGUUUUCUUUCUUCUGUCCUCUGUUGUGUUUUCGGGGUGCUGUGCUGCCCCCUUCUGGUCAUUUCUCUCAGGUGUUCUGUUCUGUGUGUGAGCUGUCUUCUCUUCUUGCCUCUUUAUAGAUGUCAGGUGCUUGUACAAAUAAUAUGAGCCCCCCCUCCCCGCCCCCCC
Molecule: messenger RNA, 2304 nt
Organism: Epinephelus fuscoguttatus (brown-marbled grouper)
Lineage: Eukaryota; Metazoa; Chordata; Actinopteri; Perciformes; Serranidae
Gene: ppp2r5cb
Product: protein phosphatase 2, regulatory subunit B', gamma b
Exons: 16
Coding region: 61-1797 (578 amino acids)
Biological process (GO): signal transduction; protein dephosphorylation
Cellular component (GO): protein phosphatase type 2A complex; cytosol; nucleus
Molecular function (GO): protein phosphatase activator activity
Source: RefSeq, a predicted model, not a curated record